Dacryopinax primogenitus is the source of this 582-nucleotide messenger RNA. RefSeq lists its product as uncharacterized. Bases 1 to 582 code for a protein of 193 amino acids. The record is from RefSeq and is a predicted model, not a curated record. Lineage: Eukaryota; Fungi; Basidiomycota; Dacrymycetes; Dacrymycetales; Dacrymycetaceae. The transcript has 2 exons.
AUGGACGUCGACCUCGAGUCCUUUCAGCGGCACCAAGCUGCGCCCUCUGGGCGAUCCGCGCCCCAGCAACCAGCAGUGGACGUCUCCCUCGAAUUAGACGAUCUCGGGAACCUGGAGCAACACUUCUAUAACCAAGGCUACCACGAUGGCUACCAGCAUGGUACCAUUCACGGACUUAUUGAUGGCCGGCAACUCGGGCGAGAAAAGGGGUUCGAGCUGUGGGAAGAAGUUGGGUUUUACGAGGGAUUUACGAGUACAUGGAGCAGGCUGAUCUCUCUGCCUUCUACUGAAGGGGAAGGGACGAGGACGAGAGCGGCCCAGAGCGCGCAGAGGCUGUUAGCGCUCGUCGCUAGAUUCCCGACGACGAACCCUACCCCUGAACCUACACCACCGGGGGAAGAAGAGCACCCCGAUGUGUUGUCGGACGAGCAUGCUACCGUACCCCUUGGAGAAGAUAUGCCUGCGCUGCUGGCGAGGAUGAGGGCGCAGUAUAGGGCGCUUUGUGCGGCUCUGGGAGUGAGGCCGCGGAUGGCGGUCGCGGGGAGUGCGGGGGAGGAGAUGGGGAGGAAGUUGGCUUUUUGA